Amborella trichopoda is the source of this 1019-nucleotide messenger RNA. RefSeq names its product beta-1,3-galactosyltransferase pvg3. Gene Ontology annotation, molecular function: hexosyltransferase activity. The record is from RefSeq and is a predicted model, not a curated record. NCBI's taxonomy places the organism in Eukaryota, Viridiplantae, Streptophyta, Magnoliopsida, Amborellales, Amborellaceae. Gene Ontology annotation, cellular component: membrane.
CUCUCUCUCUCUCUCUCUCAAAUGGAGAAGCAAUGGGAAUGGAACACUCCACUCAAAUUCUCUCUCAUGUUCAUCUCCUCCUUCUUAGUGGCUAUGACCAUUGUGCUCAUGUCCAUGGACCAAGUGGAGCUCCAUUCCCUCAUCGACGCCGGUCGCUCCGCCUUCUUCACUUUCGCCAACCCUAACCCUAGUUCCAUUUCUCCGAAUUCUAAUUCCACCUCCUCCUCUUGCCCAUGUGACCCUCCCAAAAAAUUCACUGAAAAAACCAAUUUUCCGGCACCAAAAUUCCGAAUGCUUAUGGGAAUCCUGACGCGCCCUGGUAGCUACAAUGGCCGCAAUCUACUCCGGCUAGCCUACAGUACUCAGACCACCAACGUGGCUGAAAUCGACGUCAAGUUCGUCAUCUGCAAUGUCACCGAUGGGAACGAUCGUGUAAUCGUGGCCCUUGAAAUUAUGAAAUUCAACGAUAUAAUCAUUCUGCAGUGCUCCGAGAACAUGGAUAAGGGCAAGACCUACACGUAUUUCUCCAGCCUUCCGGCAAUGUUAUCGCAGCCGUACGAUUACGUCAUGAAGACAGACGACGACAUGUAUUUCAGGCUUGACGUGCUGGCUAGGUCGCUCGAUCCAUUGCCUCGAACCGACUUCUACUAUGGGCGCGUGAUCCCAUGCAAAAGCACAGACCCAUUCUUCGGAUACAUGGGAGGCAUGGGUUACAUUUUAUCAUGGGACUUAGUGGAAUGGAUCGGUAUAUCAAACAUAACAAGAAACCACGCAGAGGGGUUUGAAGAUAAACUUGUUAGUGAGUGGUUUAAUGAAGGGAAUCGAGCCAAGAACAGGUUUACUGCUACACCAAGGAUGUAUGAUGUACCUGGUCUUACUACUUGCUCUCAUGAAUACAUGCCUGAUACAAUUGGGGUGCACAGGCUCAAGAAUAAGCGCACUUGGGCUCAAGUGCUGAGGUACUUUAAUGUAACAGAUGGGGUUAAACCAUCAAAGAUGUACCAUUUGUUAUAGUUGGA